Haliotis rubra (blacklip abalone) is the source of this 1081-nucleotide messenger RNA. Its product is annotated as ceramide glucosyltransferase-like. Gene Ontology annotation, biological process: glucosylceramide biosynthetic process. Gene Ontology annotation, molecular function: ceramide glucosyltransferase activity. Lineage: Eukaryota; Metazoa; Mollusca; Gastropoda; Lepetellida; Haliotidae. Gene Ontology annotation, cellular component: membrane. The record is from RefSeq and is a predicted model, not a curated record. The coding region runs from base 59 to 1081 and encodes 340 amino acids. The transcript is spliced from 9 exons.
GCAUGCGUGCCAUACCUGAGUAGUAACGUCGUCCGCUUUAGGGAGUCGUCAUGUCGAUAUGACUAUAGAUCGUAUUUUGACAUUAUGUACUGCUGGGGGUAUUUUCAUUUUAUGGCUUGUCUGCUGGUUCAGUCAUACUUUGGCUAUCUUAUACGGUAAAUGGCUCCUUCAUCGGGUUCCCCAUGACGUGUCCCCUGAGGACCGGCAGGGCGUGUCCAUCAUCAAGCCCCUCACUGGGGUGGACCCUAACCUCAAGACAAACCUCACCACUUUCUUUACCAGCAACUACCCCGCAUAUGAGAUUCUCUUCUCUGUACAAGAUGAGCAGGACCCAGCAAUACUGCUAGUCAAAAGUUUAAUGGAAGCCUAUCCAAAGGUGGACGCGAAGCUGUUCAUUGGAAUCAAGUCUGUUGGCGCCAAUGGCAAGGUGAACAACAUGGUCAAGGCUUAUGAAGCAGCAAAGUAUGAUGUCGUGUUGAUAUCAGACAGCGGAAUCCAAAUGCGUGAGUCAACCCUGACGGGCAUGAUGGCGUGUAUGACGAGCAAGGUGGGGAUGGUGCUUCAGAUGCCCUAUGUCGCAGAUAGAGAGGGCUUUGCUGCUGUCUAUGAGAAGGUGUAUUUUGGUACUAUGCAAGCCCGCAACUGUUUGGCAGCAAAUUGUGUUGGCAUCAACUGCUCAACAGGAAUGUCCUGUCUGAUGAGGAAAGAUAUUCUUGAUGAAGCCGGAGGGAUGGCAUCGUUUGGGAAAUAUCUGGCAGAAGAUUUCUUUUUUGCUGAAGCUUUCAGACAAAGGGGGUAUAAAUGUGUUCUGUGCCCAGAACCAGCACUACAAAACUUGGGAACAUACUCAGUGGGAGAGUUUCAUCGACGCCUUAUCAGGUGGUGCCACCUGCGGAUGUCCAUGUUACCAACGCUGGUCUUACUGGAACCAAUGUCCGAGUGUAUGAUUAUUGGAGUCUGUGCGUCUUUAGCCAUCCAGUAUCUGUUUGAUGCCAGUGCCCUCGUGGUCUUCCUCCUGCAUAUUCUGUGUUGGUUCCUGCUGGAUUAUUCACUCAUUACAACUGUGGAGUUGAACUUCUAA